Messenger RNA from Pyrus x bretschneideri (Chinese white pear), 1820 nucleotides. RefSeq names its product B3 domain-containing protein Os01g0234100-like. The record is from RefSeq and is a predicted model, not a curated record. Bases 1 to 1497 code for a protein of 498 amino acids. Gene Ontology annotation, molecular function: DNA binding. NCBI's taxonomy places the organism in Eukaryota, Viridiplantae, Streptophyta, Magnoliopsida, Rosales, Rosaceae. The transcript is spliced from 8 exons.
AUGACCACUUCUAUCUCAAGAAAACGAACAAAUGAGAGUGACAGUGAGAUGAAGCAGAUGCGGAAGAAGAAGUUGAAGAUAACCCUUUGUAUGGUGACACUCCUAUUGAAGAUUACUCCAUCUUUUAUUUCCAAGUACAAGGCAGAAACUGUUGUGAGGUUCGACCAAGAGGAGACAGCUUGGGGUCUUUUCGUGAAUUGGUUGAUUGGGUUGCUGCUUGUGAUGAGUAAUAGGGGGAGGCCACCGAAGGAGAAGGAAAAGUUGCUUAGCAAGAAAUCUUCAUGUCUGAAACCGACGACUAAAAGCAUUGUGGUCAGUGCCAAUCCUAAAAGUAAUAAAAGAAAGAGAGCUACAGUAGAUAGCUUGUAUGGUACUUGCCAAGCACAGUCUUUUGUUCUGGAAAGAGCCAAGGAGGUGGAAGCAACCCUAGAUCCUAGGCUUCCUGUCCUGCUCAAAGUUAUGCUGCCUUCACAUGUUACCGGAGGAUUCUGGCUUGGUCUUCCUAAGAAGUUCUGCUGUGAGCAUUUGCCAAAACAAGAUACAAUAAUUGUUUUGGAGGACGAAAGUGGGGAGGAGUUCUACACGAAAUAUCUUUUGGAGAAGGUGGGACUGAGUGGUGGAUGGAGAGGGUUUUCGAUUGCUCACGACCUGCUGGAGGGAGAUGUUGUCGUCUUCCAUGUACUCACUCCUACCAAGCUUAAGGUGUACAUUGUCAGAUCAAAUGGUUCAGAUGAUUUGGACGGUGCUCUUGGCCUGAUGAGAUUAGAUGCUUGCACUAAACAGAUGGAUACUGGAGACAUUGUUGCAUGUGAAAGGGAAGAUAGUGAGAAUUUGGAAUCUAUUCCUGAGGACAACGCAAUAGCCUUUGAUACAAAAUCUGGUCCGUCAUCAGACCAUUCCGGAAAUGAUAGUGAAAAUCUCGAUUUUGAAGUUCUGGAUGGACUUAGACUUUCAGAAACUGUUGUCACUUUUGAAGAAGUGAACUGCAUGGAGAACUUCAACGUUCUCGUCAAUGGUUUAAACAUAAACUCAGUGUUUUCAAAACACAUUCUGAGAAAGUACUAUGAGCUUUGCUGCAGUCAGAACGCUUUCCUUCAUGAACAGCUUAUCGAGGGUCUGAACUGCAAACUGGUUGCUGGAGUAAUUUCUGAGACAGUCAACAUUGCAGAUGCCAUCAGGGCCUGCAAAAGAACUACCUCAAAAGGUAACUUUUCCACUUGGGAUACGACUUUGAAAGCCUUUGACGAUUUAGGCAUGAAUGUUGGGUUCCUGCGUGCCCGGCUGGACCAUCUGGCAAGUCUUGCUUUAAAAUCAAAAAGAUUUAAAGAGGCUAAACUUGAAAAGGACCGAGCAGAAGAAGAGAAGAGAAACUUGGAGGCAAAGCUUGUGGAAGUUCAGAGCGGAAUUAAUCGGCUCGACUCUGAGAUGAAGACUCUAAAUACGAGUUCAGAGAAGCUUGAGCUUAUGUUUCAAGAGGUGGCUAAAGCCCCUUGGUGAUGAGAAAACUUCAAUGCCUCUCGUUCUUUUAAGUUCUUUUUUGGUAUAAGUAAAAGGUAAUUCAGGACCAGAACCGUGCCAAAGCUACAUGGUGAAGAAACGUUGUGUCAUGACUCUUGCCUUCUCCGUGGAGUCACAUGCGCAUCGAUCAAUUGGUAAUCUUUUGCAUAGAAAUCAGCAAGGUAGUUAAGUGAUUUUGGGUAACUUGACGGUAGAAUUAUGUUCACCGGAGGUAUCAGUAGGUACCGAGUAGGGAGGAAUUAUUGUUCAUUCUGGUUCUCUCUUUUGUAAUUUCCUUAUGAAUAUAUAGUCUAUUUGCCAAA